Hyposmocoma kahamanoa is the source of this 1548-nucleotide messenger RNA. It is a transcript of the gene CPH23, whose product is annotated as cuticle protein 38-like. The coding region runs from base 39 to 362 and encodes 107 amino acids. NCBI's taxonomy places the organism in Eukaryota, Metazoa, Arthropoda, Insecta, Lepidoptera, Cosmopterigidae. The transcript is spliced from 2 exons. The record is from RefSeq and is a predicted model, not a curated record.
CUGAGGUUGCAGCAGAACCAACAACUGAAAUCUACAAAAUGAUGAAGAUUUGCGUGAUCAUCUCCGCGCUGAUGGCUGUUAUUGCUGCAAAGCCCUCGGUAGCAGUUAGCGCGCCCUUAAUCGCGGCAGCACCAGCACCUAUUGUCGCGGCUCCAGCGCCAGUAGUCACAGCCACCAGCUCACAAUAUUACCACCGCAUCAACAAUGGCCUCGCCUACGUAGCUGCCCCAUACGUAGCUGCUGCACCAUAUGUAGCCGCUGCUCCAUAUGCAGCAGCUGCCCCUUACGUUGCCGCCUCUCCCUAUGUGGCCGCAGCCGCCCCUUAUGUUGCUGCUCCCGCUGCUCGUAUUGUUGCCAUUUGAAGAUGUGAUAUUAUGAAUAAGGGCUUUUCUCCAAAGCCGCAAUUUUCAGUGUCCAUACCACUAAACUUCACUUAUUUAUCCAAACAAAAAUCUACAAAAAAAAGAGUAUAUAUAGGUCGAAAGCUAACUGGAGAGCACAAAAUUUUCCCAAUAAACCUUUCGGAGGUAAUAUAAAUAGGUAAGAGGGAAAAUAUCCGAUAGGUCUAAAACCUGACAAUGGUGGCGUGUCCCGAAUGCAGAAUCCCACACAAAGUGUCAUUUUUCUCAAAAUUGAAACCGUAUAUCAAUAUUAGACUUUAGUUCACGUAUAAUAUAUUAGAUGACAGUACUUUUAAUCUGAAUUUCACAAUAAACAGAAAUGAAGCAUUUUAUAAGCUUCGGAAUACGUUCCUAUUGUUCAUCCAUCACGCCUCUGCGGUUGGAAAGAAUAGGUGGACGAUUUGUUGCCGAUUUUAGGACUUUUUGCGUGUAAAUACGUAACUCGGUGGAUUUGGUCCAGGUAGAUUUUUGAAUUCGGUGUAUGUGAUAUUUCAUAAAGUAAAUUUAUGGUUGUAUGUAGUAUUUUUUACACUAUGUGUUGUAACGACUAAAAUAUAAUAACAAUUUAUAGGUUUUACAUGUAUUGUCGUUUACGAGUAACAUCAAAAAUAUGUAUAUUUUCUGAAUCCCGUGGCCUUGGAUUCGGUGGAUUUUAUGCCAUCGAACUCAAAAAAGCUUCCUGCCAUCGAAGCCAUAUUUUUUUUGGAAAGCAAGAUUUUAUACGUUUUAUCAUAUAAACGUUUAAUGAAUACUGUUGAUUUUCACAAUUUUAUAUUACUACUUGAUUCCCACUGAAAAUUAAUAAGGAAUAUCAAAACAGAAACCAAAAAUUGGAAAUUAAAAAGAUAAAGGAACAUGCUAGAAAAGCAAAGAUAAAAAGCGAUAACAUUAUAUAUGAAAGGUUUAAAGAAAAAGUUAGACAGAGGUAUACGAAGAAAAAGCGGAAGGAGAGAUUUUAAAACUGCAUGAAUUACCUCGUCAUGUACAAAAAGUAAUGAAAGAUAUUAAUCGCGCAAGUUUCCAAAAAAUUAUUGCUUUUGUAGUUACAGACUAAGUUGUAAUUUUUUUAUUAAAAAAAGACGCACGGAAAUACUUUGUGUGAUUGAAAAAAGGCUGAACGGCCAAACUGUAAACUGAUUUUAAUUAA